AUGGCCUCAGUUGCUGCUGAUUGUAGUGUUGCAGCAGACAUGCAGCAGGCUGCUUUGAAAAAGAGUCAGUCCAUGUCGUGGGAACAGUGGCGUCUGAGGGCAAUUCAGGCCAUCAUGAAAUGUUUGCUGGAUGAGCUGCAGCAGCACCAGAAUGUAAGUGAUGCAGUUCAUGUGACUCUACGCACAUUUCACCACUUUACUACAGCCUAUGAGACACUGGACAGCUUCAUUGCAGAGGUCUUUUUCAGCAUGGACAGCACCGACAACGUCUGUGUAUAUGCGCCGUUUCUUUACCACUUUCAGCAAGUGCUUCAGCAAUGUGCAGGAGAUCUGGACUAUAUCCUCAGUAGUGGAUACGAGUUUGCCUUCGAGCCUGCCACAGCCAUCAAGGCUUUCUACGCUAAGAUCAACCAGAAGUUCUUUGACACGAAUGAUUGGACCGAGAUGAAUGUGGACCUUAAGGGUGCGCCGUUGCCUUGGGAGUUUGCAGCUUUGUUGCAGCUGAAGAUGCACAAAUCCUUCACGAUGAAAGCAGUUCAUCAGCUUGAGGUUGUACACACUUCGCUCAAUUGUUUGCGUGGUCGGAUGGCAUCCACGCAAGCCAUGGAGCGCUUCAUGUCGCUCAUCAAGUUUGCUGCUCAGAAGUUGCGGGCUGAUUUCAUUGCCCUCCCUGAUAGCAGAGAGGGCGCGCAAGCUGAGUGUAAGCCAUGUAGCUUUUCAUGGUCUGUUUGCAAGAGACGCCGAGUAAAUGUUGACCAGUAA
Cladocopium goreaui is the source of this 762-nucleotide messenger RNA. NCBI's taxonomy places the organism in Eukaryota, Dinophyceae, Suessiales, Symbiodiniaceae. The record is from the annotation of a GenBank genome assembly.